AUGGUGCGCUGCGCUCUCGCUUCGGCGCUGAUUGCCUCAUCAGCGAGCGCACUAAGCGUACCUGCAGCACACCUACUCCGCACGCCAUCGUCCCAGUCGCGGCCUCUGACAGGCAAAUUUCUCCACAUUACCGACUUCCACCCCGACCCCUUCUACAAGACCUAUGGCAGCACCUCCAAGGACGGCGCCUGCCACCGUGGCCACGGCGCAGCAGGCUACUACGGCGCCGAGACGUCGGGCUGCGACACCCCGCUGACGCUGGUCAAUGCCACUUUCGACUGGAUUCGCGACAACAUCCGCGAUGAAAUCGACUUCAUCGUCUGGACCGGCGACUCGGCCCGCCACGACAACGACGAGAAACACCCGCGGAACGACGACCAGGUCGUCCAGCUGAACAAAUUCAUCGUCAGCAAGUUCAGAGAGGUUUUUGCUCGCCCGGACGAUGACGAUGACGAUCCUACCAACGAUUUCAUCAUCCCAAUUGUCCCGACCUACGGUAACAAUGACAUCCUGCCGCAUAACAUUUUCCUCGAGGGCCCCAAUCACUGGACUACCACCUACCUGGAUGUUUGGCGGAGCAUGAUCCCGGAGGAGCAGAGGCACCAGUUCCAGCGAGGCGGUUGGUUUCAGGUCGAGGUCAUCCCGAACAAAUUGGCAGUCUUCAGCUUAAACACCAUGUACUUCUUCGACUCCAACUCGGCCGUCGAUGGAUGCGCGAUCAAGUCGGAACCCGGCUACGAGCACAUGGAAUGGCUGCGCAUCCAGCUGCAGAUCCUGCGCGAGCGUGGCAUGAAGGCCAUUCUCAUCGGUCAUGUACCGCCCGCCCGCACCGACAACAAGCAGAGCUGGGAUGAGACUUGCUGGCAGAAGUAUGCUCUGUGGCAGCGUCAGUACCGCGACGUCAUAGUCGCAUCGCUGUACGGCCACAUGAACAUCGACCAUUUCCAGCUGCAGGAUUUCAACGACAUCAGGCCGUCCACCGAGAAAGGAAAGAUGAAAGGCGCCUUGAAGCAGAAAAUCUCGCUGGAUACCCGUGGCGAAGUCUCGAUCAUGAGCCCAUCUGACUAUUUGAUGGAUCUGCGGAAUGAGUGGGCGAAUCUGCCGAGUCCCAAAAAGAAGGGAAGCGCCAAGGCCGAGGAAGAGGAGGAAGAGGAGUCAAUUGUCGAAAAGAUCCAGGAUUUCUUUGGCCAGAAGAAGGGAAAGAAGGGGAACAAGAAAUUCUUGGAUGAGAUCGGCGGACCUUGGGGGGAACGUUUCGGCUUCUCCCUGAUCGGCCCCUCCAUCGUUCCGAACUACUUUCCAACCCUGAGAGUGUUUGACUAUAACAUUACAGGCUUGGAUAAUCCCGGGGACCUGCAACAUCCUCGACACCUGCCCGGAGAACGCCUUCAGGAAAUCUUUGAAAGGGAACUGGAGGAUGCAGACCAGGACAAGGACGGUGAUUACGAAGAGGCUAUCAAGAGGAAAAACAAGAAGUACAAGUUCACCGUCCCCAAUCCGCCUUCCAAAUCGUCGCCUCCGGGUCCCGCCUAUUCGCCACAAACCCUGUCUCUCCUUGGCUACACCCAAUACUUCGCCAAUUUGACCCGCCUCAACAAUGACUUCCACAAGUCCCCCUGCUACCUCGCAGCCAUCAGCCACGCUUCCGAUGACAACACUACUAUCAACCCGACUUCUCUUCUGUACGCCGAUUACACGGAAGGCGACGAUUCGGAUUUCGGUGAUGGAUUCGGCGCCCAGCGCUGGCGCGAGGGCAAGCAUCGCGGGAAGAAGCCAGCGCAUCCGACACCGCACCCGCUCCCGUUCGAAUUUGAGGUCUUUUACCAGACCAACAAUAAGAGCGACCCCUUUAAGCUGAAGGAUUUGACCGUGCGGAGUUAUAUCAAUCUGGCGAGGAGGAUUGGGAAUUUCAACGAGAAGAGUGGUGGCGGCGGAAAGAAGCACAAGAAGCAUAAGAAGGACAAGAAGGACAAAAAGAACAAGAAGACCAAGGAGUUAGGCGGUGCUGAAGAUUCAAACCGUGGAGCCACGGACUUGGAAGCUGUGAUGAACGAGCUAGUUGGGAGCAAUGUGGAAGAAAAGGGCCGCGAGCUAUCAGGAUUCGAAGAUGGAUUGGACGGCGACUACUACGAAGAUUACGAGACUGACGAUGAUGAUAGAGACGAUGGGGAUGAUGAAUUAGAUGCGGCAAAGAAGAAGAAGAACAAGAAGAAGAAGAACAGGAACAAGCACCGGAAGAAGGGCCCGAAACACCACGUCUGGUAUACAUUCAUCGAGCGCGCAUUCGUGGGCACCAUGAGCCGCGACGAGAUCGACGAGCGGUUCGGCUGGAUCCCGGAACUGGCUGAGGCUGACACCACGUACGAGUCGCAGCCGCCGUCGGUCGUUGCCGAUGAUGCUGAAGACGUGGGCUUUGGCGAUGACGAGCUUUGA
Messenger RNA from Lasiodiplodia theobromae, 2433 nucleotides. Its product is annotated as Metallo-dependent phosphatase. Gene Ontology annotation, molecular function: endopolyphosphatase activity; exopolyphosphatase activity. Lineage: Eukaryota; Fungi; Ascomycota; Dothideomycetes; Botryosphaeriales; Botryosphaeriaceae. Bases 1 to 2433 code for a protein of 810 amino acids. Gene Ontology annotation, cellular component: membrane; fungal-type vacuole. The record is from RefSeq and is a predicted model, not a curated record. Gene Ontology annotation, biological process: polyphosphate catabolic process. The transcript is spliced from 3 exons.